This is a messenger RNA of Exophiala viscosa, 1925 nucleotides long. RefSeq lists its product as uncharacterized. NCBI's taxonomy places the organism in Eukaryota, Fungi, Ascomycota, Eurotiomycetes, Chaetothyriales, Herpotrichiellaceae. The transcript has 5 exons. The coding region runs from base 124 to 1740 and encodes 538 amino acids. Gene Ontology annotation, molecular function: DNA-binding transcription factor activity, RNA polymerase II-specific; zinc ion binding. The record is from RefSeq and is a predicted model, not a curated record. Gene Ontology annotation, biological process: regulation of DNA-templated transcription.
UGAUCGUGUUACCUUGCCUAGAAGAAUAACUAACUUAUACUCAUCACUUUCAACCUGGAUAGAAAACCCGUAUCUAAACCCGGAAACUUCUUCUGUUUGUCCUCGCGAGAUUGGCAGGGCUCUAUGGAGCACACAGCGAUGCGAUUGUUACUGCCAAAACGCACCCACGACUCCAUCGACCGUCGGUUUUCUCCGCAACAUUCUGGUCAUGACAAACGUAAGAAUGUCGGGAAUGCAUGUGAAUCAUGCCAGAGGCGCAGAACGAAGUGCACUGGUCUGCCCGCACCCUGUCAGUCAUGUCGUUCGCUUGGUACUCGGUGUAUCUUCAAACCUUCCCUCGACGGUCGCAGGCUUUCGUAUCGUGGAGCCCGAGAAGACUCGAUCGUUGAGCGUCGUUUACUCGCAAUGCUGGUCCAGGUCCUUAGUCAUGGCUCGCGUGAACAAGUUGAUGGCGCCGUCGACAUUCUACGGAUGAGGAGAGGGUGUGAGGAUAUACUGGACGAUUUCAUGGGUAUUACCACUUCAUUGCAGAAAAUGCAGCCGUGCCUGCUGCCGGAAUCGGCGCGUGGCCUAGUCGAGUCCGAUACGAGUCUGGAAGAUCCACCAGCAGCAAGCGUCAGAUUCAGCUCCAGAAAGCCGCAAAUAGAGAGGACAAUUUUGCCACGAGAAGAGCAGGGGCAACAUCGGCAGCAACUCGAAGAGGAAUUGAGUCAAAUAAGAAAACACCGCUGCUGCUCGACGUGUACUCGAGCAUCCUUACGUGAAACAGAGCCCAAGAGUCCUUUACAAGAUUUUGAGCAUACGCAGGAAGAAUACACAACGAUAUCAGAACAUCAUCACCGACACAGCCGACUUACAUCAAAAGAUCCCUAUACAACGGGCGACUGUUCAAGUCCUAGCUCAACGAUCUCGGUGUUGUCGCCAAGCAAUUUCCCUAGCAACGAGACUCGGUACGACAGGCACUCUUCCUCACAAAACAUGGACGUAUCAUUUGUGAGUGGGAGCGAAGAGGUUAUGGCUGUAUCUCCUGUUGAAGAGUCCCGAGACGAACGCAUACCAGGAUCAUGGGGUCACAACCAUUGCAGUCCGUACUCGAUACCAACUUUGAUUACUCAGGAGGAAACACCGCUCAGUAACGUCAUCACCAAGUACAGAAAUAGUGCAUCAGGCCUACUUGCUCAUGGUGCUUCACCCAUAGAUAUCCUCGGCGACGUCGUGAUCGAUGUGGAAUUGUUUUUCCGAGAUCGCAUGGUGACCGAUAUAUCCAGCGUCUGCAACUGGGCGAGUGAAGUAUGGCGCAGCUUCAACGAUUGGGAUUUCUACGUCAGGCUUGCACACAUACUGGCAUAUACCGCAAUCAUGCGCUGGCAGCUCUGUUCCACCCAGGAAUAUUAUGUGGCCAUACCAGAUAUGCUUAAGCCACGGGCCGUUCAGUAUUCGGUGCCGCAUGAUAUCGCGUUGGAUUUCAUGCCACUACCGCCUCUACGCGAAAAUCUGAUCAAGAAGGCAGGGGACUGGGUGACGGUAAUAACCUCUGCAGGCCUCAGCGUGAACUGGGAUCGUGGCAUGGAUGAGGCAGUCGUGCGGAACAGCUCUUCCCAAAGACGUCAACUCUCCAAAGACUUCAUUAGACAUGUUGUCAAUUACCAGAAUUGGAGCGUCGGAGAGAGCAUUCUUACCAUUUUCCCCGAGAUGCUACAUUCGAUCCGAUUUCAUCGUAUGGAUCCAGGUUCGAAAUGAGCUGGCAGCUGACAACUUGGGCUCUCCGUUGACGGCGGCGGCAAUGGCUUCCUUUCUAGCCGAUCAGAUCAUUGUGUUGUAGGGAGAGAUGUACUAGAUCGCCGAAACUGGCUUUCGAGACGAGAUCUCAGAGGAAAUCGACGUCCUUGAGAAGAUUCGCCCCAAAUCAUUACAGCGCUCACGAC